GAAUAUGCAGUGAAGCAUUAGCAUGGGACUUCCAUGUAAAGUCAGUUUAGUUGGGACUUGGCAGUACACGAAUCAAGUUGAAAACAUGAGGCACUCGGGCUUUGUGCUGAUCAUUUUGUAUCUUUUUCACCAAGGGAUACCCUCACUCGCCAGAGGAUACGAGGAACAACAUUUGGCGCAGGAUGCUAGCAUCGCGGAGCAGUGCAAUGGAUAUUGUUUCUCAGUUCUCCAGUCCUUCCUCGAUCAUUUUACCCAGUUGAAAAUGGCAGGUGAUGCCAAUAAUGAAAUGAAAAACGAAAUUCACUCAUUGAAGGCCACCGUCAACAAUUUGCAGAGCCAGUUACUAAAUGGUGUCGAGCAAAUGACGGGCCUCAAAGAGCAGGUGAAGGAGAUUUCUGCAGUGAAAGUUCAUCAAACGGCGGAGAGUGUCACGAAACAUGUCCCAAUGGUCCCUCAAGUGGCAUUUUCCAGAUAAAGAUUGAGGCAAUAAAGGAGCCGUUCCAAGUUCCCUGCGUGCCUUUUUCGUCUGGCUGGAUGGUCAUUCAAAGGCGCAUCGAAGGAAGUACGGACUUUAAUCGCACCUGAAACGACUACAAACUAGGCUUCGGAAACCUCCGAGAUAACUUUUUCCUGGGACUCGAAAAAAUCCAUCUAAUGACCAAAAACCAAAACCACGAGCUGUUCAUCUAACUUCAAGAUAUUGCUCAUUACACGGAUUUUAAAAUAGGGAGCGAAAAGGAAGCCUACAAGCUGAAAUCAGUGGGAAAAUAUUCUGGAACAGCCCGGAGAUUCACUAACUGAACAUCACUUGAAUAUGAAGUUUUCCACAUUGGAUCGGGAUAAUGACAUUGAUGAGGAUCGAUAUUGUGCUGAUGUUCUGGGAGGUGGUUGGUGGUUUCGCGAUUGCGCACAAAGUUCCCUCAACGGAAAAUAUUAUGCAGAUGGUAAAAGUGCACCAAGUAAACGUGACGGAAUUCUUUGGGGUAGUUGGCAGCACUAUGACUACACUAACUCGCUUACACGUACCCAAAUGAUGAUAGGGCCAACAUCCUAUCAUAGUUAAAUCAAUGUUGAAACACAAUUUUAGCCAGUUUUUAAAAAAUCCCUUCUUAAAAUACCCUUAGUCGCAGUCGAAACGUUAGCAAAAACGAAAACUGA
Messenger RNA from Drosophila miranda, 1158 nucleotides. Its product is annotated as angiopoietin-related protein 4-like. The coding region runs from base 815 to 1063 and encodes 82 amino acids. The record is from RefSeq and is a predicted model, not a curated record. The transcript has 2 exons. Lineage: Eukaryota; Metazoa; Arthropoda; Insecta; Diptera; Drosophilidae.